Messenger RNA from Tachysurus fulvidraco (yellow catfish), 4168 nucleotides. It is a transcript of the gene synpo2b, whose product is annotated as synaptopodin 2b. NCBI's taxonomy places the organism in Eukaryota, Metazoa, Chordata, Actinopteri, Siluriformes, Bagridae. Gene Ontology annotation, cellular component: Z disc; actin cytoskeleton; nucleus. Gene Ontology annotation, biological process: positive regulation of actin filament bundle assembly. The transcript has 5 exons. Bases 1532 to 3637 code for a protein of 701 amino acids. The record is from RefSeq and is a predicted model, not a curated record. Gene Ontology annotation, molecular function: actin binding.
CAGAGAUAUUUGAAUGCUUUUCUUUGACUUCUUGUUUCAGCUCGUUAUAAACAUCUACUUAUAUUUUAAUGAACUGAAGAAACUAUAUAAAUGACACAUAAUCACAUCUAAACAAGCUUCUGUGUCCAUCACCCUAAGGGUAAAUCUAGAACCUUGAGAACACAACAGAGCGGUUCCUCAAUCAGAAAAAAUAAAUCCCUUAAAUAUCAGCUCACUAAAGUUUGGUAUGAAGCAAAAAAAACGGGGGAAAAUUCCAAGCCUAAACAAGGCGGUUCCCCCAACACACACACUGCUCUGGAGCGGUGAGGAGAUUAGAACUGAUUCCCAUUUUGGACAUGUGCAGAACAUUUAGGUGUCUGGGGGUUUUUGGCUAAACGUUUUUCACCAUCUACAGAUAUAUUGUAGCUCUGUCACUAAUGGACCCUGCUAUAGAUGAUGCUGAUACCUUGGCUGGUUCUAGUGAAGGUGCACAUCAUUAGUACCCCCAGGAUGAGGCUCAGGAUGCAGAACAAUGAGUUUUGGAGUAACAGGUGGGGAAAAAGCACUUAUAUUUAAGAACAACAGGACCACAAUCACCCCAGGAAGCGGAUGCUUCAGGAGGAGCCUGUAGACCAGAACUCUACCUUCAUCCUACAUCACAUAGCCCUUGUUCUUCAAUCCAUCUCAGAGAACUAGAGAAGUCCAUUCCCUACAGUACAUCAUGGAUAAUCAUGGAAACCAUGACUCCUAUACCUCUGGAUUAUCUCAUCCAAGUCCUUACUCUGGCCAGGAAACAAUCCGAUUAGGAAUGUGUGGAAGGCAGUGAAGGAGGAGGAGGAGAUGGAAGAAAAGGAAAAGGAGGGAGAGAGGCAGCCUCUGCCGUGUCAUGUAUCUUGAGUGAAAUUGAAACCCAGGGUGCUGAGCAGGCAGAGCAGGGGCUCGGCUUCACGCACUGAACUUCACAGAGCCAAAAGACCACAGACGAGACCGAGACCAACACCACACGUUUGAUGAUGCAGUGCACUAUACAUGUGCAGAUCCCUUGUGAGUUGAGGGCUCUACUGUGGAGGUUUACAUAAUAAUAUCAUCAGUGCAGAUCAUUUUGCUUUGUGUUUAUUAAUAUCCUGUGGACGAUGAAAGCCGAUUCAGAUCCACAAGGCAGAAGAGCUUUGAGAGACACCAACAUGUGCAGUUUGUCAUCUGAUCUUUCUUGGCCAGGACUCGACUGAUACAAAGUGAACGUUUCUCUCUCCACACCAUCUAUAGCACACUAAGGCCAGCCAAGGAUAAAGACCAGCAGAAAUACAUCUGAAGAAGGCGAAAUCUGAAUGUACACACAUUGUUUGGUUCCUGACUUCUGUAAUAAACCUGAUCUUCAGGAACUGUCCACAAAUGUUUCUAAAAGGUAAAGAAGAACUACAGAUAAGUGUUUUGAAAACAGAGAAUGAUUUAAAGGCAGUGUAACAAGUAAAAAGUGAAGAAGAAUAUCCACACUUUACUAUAAACAAGAUCAAGAAGAAAAAUCAAUAAAUACAAAAAACUGGGAAAAAACAUGGAGCACCUUCCACAGACAAAAGGCAAAGGGGUCCUGAUGUUUGCAAGACGCCGUCAAAGGAUCGAUGAAAUAGCUGCAGAACAUGAGGACCUGAGGAGUAAAGGCAUACCCGUGGAAGCGUUUGUGGAACCUGAGAUUGACGCAUCAUUAAAGCCUCAGGUGGACAUUCCUCCGGUCCAACAAUAUGAACAAGGCAAGCAUCAACUAAAGUAUCAGGAUCAUCAAACACAACAGCAGAUCUUUCUGCAGCCAGACACUGGUAUAAAUGGUCUGGAUUCCUGUCCCGAUUCUUCAGGAUCCAAAGCGCUCGUUCCCAAUAGAACAGCUAAGCCUUUUCUGAGUGGUCUGAAUCAAUCACAAGCUCAAUUUUCUCCAGUUACAAAUGCAUCAAGUCCAACAAUAAAGAAAUCUGAAAGUUUUUUUAAGGUUCCAGUUCCAGUAAAAACGAGCCCACAGGUGUGGUCACCCACAGGAGAUAUAAUCGCCUCUCGUGAUGAACGGAUCGCUGUACCAGCUAUCAAGACUGUAAUUCUGCCUGAAAUGAAAAGAAGAGGAAAAAAUAAAGCCAACUCCAAAGAACCUCCAGAGGAAGACUACUUUAGUCUUGGUGCAGAGGCUUGCAAUUUCAUGCGAGCUCCAACCAUCAGACAAAAACAACCACCACCAGUCCUUCCCAAGCCUACAAUCAAUCCACAUUGCCCAUCCUGGUCUCCAGAAGUUCAGGACAAUCGCAGUCCCCUUACACCAUCAAGUCCUCUUCCUGCACAAGAGAACUGGGCUGCACCUCAUCCACUUCAAUCUCAGCCAGCUACCAAACCCUGGGGUCAUUCAACAGCCCGAUCCACACCACAGCAGCAGGCGUCUGACUAUUUACCAUCCAAACAAUCCACUUCAUAUAAAUCUACCUGGUCAUCAGAACAAAAACAGGCACUCACUACUGCAUCUCCCUCGCAGCCAAGGUUCCCACAGGCUAAACCCCAAAGUAUAAGUUCUGUGGUUUCCUGCCCACCCCAAUCAGCAAGCUCAUAUGUUCGUAAGUCCAAAGCUCCACCCAUUUCUUCAAUCUCAGAAAUAGGGUCCUCUGAUGGCCCAGUGCUUAAGGGGAAGGGUGCAGAACUUUUUGCUAGACGACAGUCCCGUAUGGAGAAGUUUAUAAUAGAUGCUGAAACUGUCAAGGCCAACAUAGCCAGAUCCCCCUCACCCACCCUGUCCAUGCCAAGCACCUGGAAAUAUUCUACCAAUGUCCGAGCCCCUCCUCCUCUCUCCUAUAACCCCAUAGUGUCACCUUUCUACCCUCCAGCAGCACAGAAGCAAUCGCUUCCUGCAACAAGCUCAAGUAUAAAGCACAGAGGAAACAAAGAGAAACCAAAGACUGCACCCAAAACUCUCACUGUUAUGGAUGUGAUGAAACAUCAGCCAUACCAGCUGGACUCAUCGCUCUUCACCUACAGCUCCAACACCGAAGCGAAGGGUUCGAGCCUCAAAACGUCUCCUGUCCCUCCUGCAGAGUUAAAGCAAACCCAGGGCUUUCUGCAUGCUUCGUCCCCAGCCCCUUCUACAGGAAGUGGCAAGUCUUUUCAGCAAGGUGGGAAACCCAGUGGACCGGUGAGUGUUCCUUAUCCCUUCAAUCGUCAGUCCACUUCAGCUGAGGCUUGUUCUGCUGCACAGGCUACAGCACCAUCACCAGCACCAGCACCAACACCAGCACCACGCACAAUGCAUCCUGGCCCAAUCUACAGCCGCAGCCGCUCCAUGUCUCUGCCCCGGAGACACUCCUCCAUGUCCACUGUGUCUCCGGUGUCCAGUCCACCUUUCCAUCCCUGCCGUGGACUCAUGGACAGGCGGUUCUCCUGGGCUGAAGCUCCUCAGAGCCCCCUGUGCCGAGUCAGUGAAGUCUUUGGCUCAGAAGAUUUCCAGAAUCCGAUUAGCAACAGUUUCCACUCUUCUGUGCACAGGAGGUCGGUGACGGAGGAGAAGCCGAUGGUUUACGGCCCACCGUUCAGACCAGCUCAGCCUCUUCCACUGGGCAGCAGAUACACCACCAGCUGCUCUCUUCCCAGGAAUUUCUCCCCUCACUCACAGAAAGUCAGCUGGAGGAUGUAGAGAAGAGUGAUGCUGUGAUCCUCCUCAGCAUCACUUUGUAAAGAUCCAGGACCUUACAGAUGGAUGCACUGAGAGAUGUAGCACGUGAUUACAGACUAGAGCUGGUGCUGUGUAGGAAAUUAAUUGAAGGAUGUUUGUAGGUUUUAUGGACUUUAGGGGAGAUUUGGGUCACAAUCUCACAUGGGGCACUUACAGUAGUAACUGAAUAUUUAGUAGUUUCCACACACAGCUAUGAUGAAACUUUCUGUAUUUACUGGUUGCCAUGCCAACACUGUGUGUUUAAAACAUCACACCAAAAUCCAAAGGAAUUGAAGACAUUUCACACAGGUGUUAAUUUUCAGCUCUGUGUUUAGUGUAAAAUGGGGUUAUUUGGUCAUGUUCUGCUAGUCAUGCUGUAAUGGUUUACUUCUUCUUUCCAUGUUUUUAUUCACAAAACAUUAUCGUGUGUUUGUACUAGACUGGUGAAAAAAUAUAAAAAUAAGUCCCUGUCCAGAACCUAGAGAAAACUAAAGGUGUUAAAUGUAAACUGAA